Phalacrocorax carbo (great cormorant) is the source of this 2282-nucleotide messenger RNA. Lineage: Eukaryota; Metazoa; Chordata; Aves; Suliformes; Phalacrocoracidae. The record is from RefSeq and is a predicted model, not a curated record.
AGCCCCGCCCGGCCGGGGUUUCCCCGCCGCCCCCGGGCUGACGCAGCCGGUCCCUCCGGGGGCGGCCCCUAAGGGCCGGCGGCCGCCGCUCCGCGCGCACUCCAGCGGGCCGCGCCGCCGAGCACCGACCCCAUGGGACCGGCGGCAGCGCGGGCGGGCCGGGCGCUCUUGCCGGCGGCGCUGCUGGCGCUGGCGCUGAGCCCGGGGCCCGCGACCGCCCUGCCGUGCGGCGCCGACUGCCCGGCGGGUACCUUCGUGGCGAGCGGGAGCUGCAGGCGGGGCGCGGGCGCGGCCUGCAAGCAGUGUCCGCCCGACACCUUCUCCAGCGCGGCGGGGCUCCGCGGCUGCACGCUCUGCCGGAAGUGCGAAGGAACAUUCAGGUAUUUAAAAGUGUGUUCAUCAAACAGCGAUGCUGAAUGCACGUGCAAGGAGGGCUAUCGCUGCAGCGGCGACGGCUGCUCCCGGUGCGACCGGAGCUGCGGCGUGGGCCAGGAGAACACCGGGAGGGGUUGCCAAACAUGCCGCUAUGGAACUUUUAACGAUCAACCCAAUGGCUCCUGUAAAAACUGGACAAAGUGCUCUGCAAACCAGGUCCUGGAGCCUGGAACUGCAGCAAAAGACGUCAUUUGCAAAGACGCUUCAGAUAAUCUCACAUUAGUCACUACUCUACCUACCACAUCUCCUGCAAUUCCACUUUCUGUCACUGUGGCAGGGGAGGACCUUCAGAUGGACAUUAUCAGAAUUGCGCUUGCUGUAGCUGGGCUGUUGUGCGUAGUGUUUCUGCUACCUUCAUGCAUAUGCUUCAGCGUCUGGCAGAAAAAGAAACUACAUGCUGUCUUCAAGAAAAUGCGUACCACACCUGAACAGUCAAUUCAAGAAGAUGAUGCCUGCAGCUGCCGUUUUCCUGAGGAAGAACAAGGUGAAUAUCGAGACCAUGGCAAAUCCACAGAAUUCAGAGAACUUUUAAUGAACUAGGAAUUGGACUGUCCAGGUCAACUGCAACUGAAUUUCCUUUUGGUAUGCAGAACAAGAACCUGUUCACAUAAAUAGAGAGGGUAGCAGAAUCUGUGAAUUUCAGAGUGCUAAAUAGCCCAGCCACUAUGGAAAAAGUGCCUCUUUUCCAUCUCUUAAAUAAAUAAAUAAAUCAUCAAUCUAGCUUGCUGACUUUCUUCCUUUAGGACUAGGAAUUUUAUUUCUAAGAAGCAGUACUUGCUCUACAUACAGAAAGAAGUACUGCACUUAGAAGCAGUAAUAGAAGGGCAGAAUGGCUUUCGGGUCCCUCUUAUAAGUGGUGCCUGAGCCAUAAUUUACAUGCAGUCUGAAAGCAUUUGACAGUAAAAAGGAGAUCUGUAGCACAAAGUAGAGCCACACGAGACGCUCAUGGUCUCUAUUACCAUUACCAGGCAUCCUCUUGAGUCUAGAGCUGCAGCUCCUUCUGAAGUGUGGCUCAAAGCCAAUGGCCGUGGGUUUCCUGUGCAAGUACAGACAGACUUUAUUUUAGAUCCCAUCAGUCCUAGAAACAGAUCCCUGGCCUGACCACUGCACACCUCAUGUAGGAGAGAGGAAGCCAUAAAAAUCUAGAGCUGCAAAGUGUUUCAUAAUAGCUUGUGGGUGCUGUUGUAUUACACUGAUUGGCUUGAGAGAGGCAGUGGAAACGCAGAAAAGCUGUGGUUGACUUGAUGUUAGAAAUAGAUGUUACUGUGCAGCUGGACGGCACCACCUUCAGUCAUGCAUCGUUCAACUUUGAUCUUUUAGGCGAUGUAAACAUUAUGUACGUUGCAAGUGUGAUACGUGUAGAUGUGAUACAUUUCUGGUACUAUUUUUGUAACUCUGAGGUUGGAAAGACUUUACACCAGCCACCCUAUCUAUCUCUUUGAUCAAUUACUGUUACUUUGGUCUUGAAGAGAAGAAAAUGCACGUUUGAGUCAUGGCACUCACAGCAUCAUUUUUAACCUUUUGCAAACCCAAGUGUUUUAUGUCUUCAGUAAAUGUUACUCAAAAAAGAGAAUGAAAACCCACCAAUGGGUCACGUAAGGGGUGAUUUUCCCCUCUGUGUGAUUUCAACUUAGAGGAUGCAAUUCAUAUGUUUGAAGAAUGACAGCCCAUCUCUCCAUUUACCAGAAGGUUACAACAGCAGGUGAUUCUCACCAAACUGCACUUACACAUUUUGAUAAACUUGUAUACAAGUAAAUGUAAAGCAGUAUGUGAGAAAAUAAAUGUCAUACCGAAGCCUGAACUGUGAAGUUAAGUAUAUUUAAAUAAAUCUUUCUUUUUAUGCCUAC